Camelina sativa (false flax) is the source of this 1347-nucleotide messenger RNA. The record is from RefSeq and is a predicted model, not a curated record. NCBI's taxonomy places the organism in Eukaryota, Viridiplantae, Streptophyta, Magnoliopsida, Brassicales, Brassicaceae.
AUGGCAACCGCAUAUCCCUUUCCAGACAACGUCCAUGUCUCGAGCUCAGUCACGCUCAAACUCAAUGACAACAACUACCUCUUGUGGAAGACGCAGUUCGAGUCUCUCCUUUCCAGUCAGAAACUUAUCGGGUUCGUCAACGGAGCUGUCUCGGUCCCAGCUCAGACCCGUCGUGUCACCAACGGUGAUGUCACCACCGAAGUCCGGUCUUGGUUAUUUGGAACUCUAUCCGAAGAGGUUCUUGGUCAUGUUCACAGUCUUGAAACCUCUCAUCAAAUCUGGGUCUCGCUUGCUGAAAACUUCAACAAAAGCAGCGUGGCCAGAGAGUUUUCUCUCCGUCGCAACCUGCAACUCGUUUCCAAGAAGGGUAAAACUUUCUCUGCUAGAGAAUUCAAGACCAUUUGCGACUCUCUCAGCUCCAUUCGGAAGCCUGUAGAUGAAUCUAUGAAGAUCUUUGGCUUUCUCAAUGGACUGGGAAGGGAGUACGACCCCAUUGCUACGGUAAUUCAAAGUUCCUUGAGCAAACUACCACCACCUACCUUCAACGAUGUGAUUUCAGAAGUUCAAGGAUUCGACAGUAAACUACAUUUGCUCCGAAUCAUAAAAGUCGUGGUGGUCGCUUCGGUCAGAACAAAGGCAGAGGAGGCUAUACAACACGAGGUUGGAUUCACUCAACACCAGUCCUCUCCUCAUGUUCAAGGCGAGAGACCUAUCUGUCAAAUAUGUGGUCGCAUUGGUCACACUGCCCUCAAAUGUUACAACAGGUUCGAUAACAACUAUCAAAGUGACGUCCCAACGCAAGCUUUUGCCUCUCUCCGGGUAUCUGAAGAAAAUGGUCGAGAGUGGCAUCCAGACUCAGCUGCAAUAGCCCACAUAACGUCAUCUACCUCUGGUCUUCAAGGCACCACCACUUACAAAGGAAAUGAUACGGUAAUGGUUGGGGAUGGAGCCUAUCUUCCCAUAACUCAUGUUGGUUCCACCACCAUAUCUUCAUCCAAAGGUACUAUUCCCAUUAAUGAGGUGUUAGUUUGUCCUGACAUCAAGAAAUCUCUGCUUUCUGUCUCCAAGUUAUGCGAUGACUAUCCCUGUGGUGUUUUCUUUGAUUCUAAUAAAGUGUACAUCAUCGAUUUAAACACUCAGAAGGUGGUGUCCAACGGUCCUCGUAAAGAAGGACUUUAUGUGCUGCAGAAUCAAGAGAUUGUGGCUUGUUUUUCAAAUCGACGAUGUGCAGCAAGCUUAGAAACUUGGCAUCAUCGUCUAGGACACUCAAACUCAAGAUCUCUGCAGCAUCUUCUAGCCUGCAAGGAAAUUCAAAUCAAUAAGAGCAGAACAUCUCCUGUUUGGUAG